GCCAGGUGGGCCAGAAUAGAGGAAAAGUGCCAGUGCCAGGAACAGUGAAUGGAUCGUCCAAGAGGUCGGCUCAUCAGACCUUUCUGCUGAUGCACAACCUGGGGCCUCCAGGCGGCUUCGCAGGGAGGCAACUCCCUUCGGGGCGUCAGGAUGUUUCGGAGGCGCCAGCCAUGCUACGAAGACUGGCACGGCGGCAGCAGGGUGAUGCCAGUUGCAAGGUGGUCCUGGAACCUCUGGGCGAGCCGAUGACCCUCUUCACGAAACCCACCUGCAGCGUCACCUUCUACACCAACCUGCGGACCAGGAGCAAUUUCUCAGGCAGUCCGUCUGCGCCGCCCAUUUUUGGGGUGAGCAUUAGCUCCCCACCAUGUGCCAAGAAGAAAGCAGCCUCAGAGUGGCGUAAACUCAAGGACAGUCUGGUGCCGCUUCUCAGGCUAACGGCCUUCCACGUUUUCAAGGCCUGUCGUCAGAUUUUACCUCGAUGCUUGGCCAAUAGCCCAGCACGCCCAGCACUCGAUGCCGUGGCCACCACGAUGCCAUGGAAAGUUCUGGGAGACGAGGCCUUUCAAGCUGGAAACUACUUCAUGGCUGGGAACUUCUACACCAGGUGGUUUGAAGACCACGGCGAAACGAAUGAAAUGGUCCAAGCAGCAGUGCUGUCGAACCGGGCAGCGUGCUGGGCGAAGGUGGGCCACUUUGAGGCAUCCAAAGAUGAUGCCCAACGAGCCCUGGAACUGCGUCCCAACUGGGGCAGGGCUUGGAGUCGGAUUGGUCUGGCAUCUGCCAAGAUGGGCCAGGGGAAAGAGGCUAUAGAUGCUUACAAGAAGGCCGUGUCUUUCGAUCCCUCGAGUGCCAACGUAGAUGCCUUAGCCUCUGUGGUCCGGCAGUUGAAUGGGCCGAACACGGACUUGGCACAUGCUGAGAAGGAGAAUGGCAAUACGGCCAUGCGCGGUCACGAAUUUGGCGCGGCCGUGGCCUGCUACACCGUGGCGCUGGUGCUGGUGCCUCCAGAGGCGAGCGCCUCGGUCCCAGAGGGCGUGGCGCCCGAAGACGAGCACGCGCUGUUGCGGUCAGUCCUUUUUUCCAAUCGAGCUUCGGCUUUCUGCCGGCUAAAAAGCUGGCAAAGUGCUCGGGCUGACGCGCAGCUUGCCGUUGAGAAGAAGGGCGAUUUUGUGAAAGCCAGAAAUCGGCUGGGCACAGCUCUGUUGGCGUGCGGCCAGGUGGAGCAGGCCUAUGUGCAUUUUGCCCACGCCCUGAAACUGGAAACGAACAACUCUUCAGCGCUGAAAGGGCGGCAGGCAUGCAUUAGCAUCCUGCCGGUGUGGCGUACCCUGCCGGCACGGCGGCGCUUCCGUGAACGUUUCGGAGUGGAUCUCUGGCGACCCAAGGGAACCUCAAAGGUCUAUGCCAUUUCCGACGUGCAUUUCGAUCACAAGUGCAACGAGGAUUGGGCACAUCGGAUCGACGACUUUGAGUUCCAGGAGGACGUGCUGAUCGUGGCUGGGAACUUGUGCGACACCAGGAACGCACUGAUGCGGGCGCUGACAACCCUCAAGGCCAAGUUUCGCCGGGUCUUCUACGUUCCGGGCAACCACGAGCUUUGGCUAAGCCCUUCCGAGGCAUCUAAGUAUCCCGACUCCCUGGCCAAACUCUUGGGAAUCAUGGAGAUGUGCGACGAGUUGGGUGUGGAUUGUUUUCCAUCUGCCGUCAGCGAGGAUGUUUUUGUGGUGCCUCUCCUGUCCUGGUACUCUGCGGACUUCGAUGACAAGGAUCCCUUCCCAGAUCCAAAUGCCAACUUCGACCACCAAUGCAGGUGGCCCUUGGACCCCGAGACACAGGUGUGGAAGUACAUGUUGAAGCUCAAUGAAGCUCAUUUGCAGCAUCCUUACCAUGGCACCGUCAUCACAUUCUCGCAUUUCCUGCCCUCGCGGAACUUGCCUUUCUCCGCCUUCGGGAGGGCUGCCAAGGCCAUGGGCUGCGAAGAGUUGAAUGACCAGGUGAAGUCCUUGAGAUUGAGAAAUCGGGUGCAUGUCUAUGGACAUUCCUCCAGGCAUUUCUCGCAGUACGAAGAUGGGAUCUUGUACGUGAACCACUACCACGGCACCGAGGGUGGGCAGUUUGAAAGAGCUCCACUUUUCUUGGUUCACGAUGGAAAGGACAUCGCCAAGAGGCAAGUGGAAAUUUACUCCGGCCCAACGCGCGUGUCGUCGUAGACCCAGAAAAUAUAUACAGCAUCCUCCUGGAGAAACGCAUAGAACGUGGUAUUUUUGGUUGAAUAUUCUAGUGACUCCAGGCCGACGACAAACAGAUGUUUUAUGAUGUGUAGUUUUGUAAAUUCGUUGAUCAAUCUUGAUUUCGGGACUUAUAUUGUCCCUUUUUGAAAGCAUUCAGGGCUCC
Molecule: messenger RNA, 2397 nt
Organism: Cladocopium goreaui
Lineage: Eukaryota; Dinophyceae; Suessiales; Symbiodiniaceae
Source: the annotation of a GenBank genome assembly